Molecule: messenger RNA, 1672 nt
Organism: Astyanax mexicanus (Mexican tetra)
Lineage: Eukaryota; Metazoa; Chordata; Actinopteri; Characiformes; Acestrorhamphidae
Gene: cavin2b
Product: caveolae associated protein 2b
Exons: 2
Coding region: 175-1467 (430 amino acids)
Cellular component (GO): caveola; cytoplasm
Molecular function (GO): protein kinase C binding
Source: RefSeq, a predicted model, not a curated record
AGAGGGGUGGGGCCACUGAAUCUGGAAACUGAAACUUUUUCCUGAAAAACAGCGAAGAACAAGAUCAGACACACACACACACACAUACUCACAGGGUGUGGUGCUACAAGUGUGUGAGCUUCCAGUGUGUGAGCUGCCCUGCAAGUCCUGCAAGUGUGUGAGCUGUGUGUGAAAAUGGGUGAGGACGGAGUCCAGGCCGAAAGGAUCAGCGUGGCAAAUGGACAUGAGAGCCAGGAGCUGCACGUCCCGGACCCAGUGGUGGACGCCCCUCCAACACACACCCUGCUCCAGCCUGAGCCUGAUGGCGUGUGUGCCAUCACGGUUCUGACUCUGCUGGACCAGCUGGUCAAGAUGCUGGACUGUGUCCAGGAGGACCAGUCCCGCCUGGAGCAGCGGCAGGCCCAGGUGGAGGGUGCCGUCCGUGGAAUCCAAAACAACAUCACCAAACUCAGCAAGAGCCACAGCAGCACCGCCAACACCCUCAGCAAACUGCUGGACAAGAGCCGCAAGGUCAGUGUCCACAUGAAGGAGGUCAGGGACCGCAUGGAGAAACAGGCCAUUCAGGUGAAGAAGCUGGAGGCGAACCACAGUCACCUAAUCCAAAGGAACAACUUCAGAGUGCUCAUCUUCCAGGAAGAAAACGAGAUUCCGUCAAGUGUGUUUGUUAAGGACGCACCACCGUACCCUCGUGAUGCCGACAAUGAAUCAGUGAAUCUUGACCCCAACCGUGUACAAGAGCAGGAGCUCCAGACCAUCCAGCUUUCCUCUGAUGAGGAGUUUGGACCCGAGGAGGAAGAGGAAGACGAGGAGGAAGAAGGAAUAGACUUGACGGAGCUGACUGGAGAGCACAUGGACAAAUCUCGUGCUGAUAAGAUCAAGCGCUCCAGCCUGAAGAAGGUGGACAGUCUGAAGAAGGCCUUCUCCCGGCAGAACUUUGAGAAGAAGAUGAACAAGAUCGUUUCUGCAGAGAAACGUGAGAAGAUAAAGAAGAGCCUUAGCACUAAGGGCACCUCCUUCAAGGUUUCUCCGCUAUUCAGCAGAAAAAAAGUGAAAGAGGUUCAGGAGGAUGUUGAAGCGGAACAAACAGAGGAGACUGAGAGCUUGCCCGGUGCUGCUGCAACUAUCGAGCUCAACCCCAUCAUCAGCCCUGAUGAGAACCUGACCUUCACUGAGGUCCACUCUCAACUGACCCCAGAUCAGCUAGAGGUGAAGGCAGCCAUGGAAGCCAUGGAGAAGGAGGAUAUUGUUAUGGAGAAGGAGGAAGUGGUCAUGGAGAAUGAGGAAGUGGAAGAGGGGGUUAGUGAGGAGUACGCACUCUCUGCCACACUGCCCCAAGGAGCCUCCACUGGAGAGUUUUCCCAUAAUGCUCUACACGAAGAGGAGGUGGAGAAAGAGGAUGAAGAGCAGGUAAAGGAAAGAGAGGAAGGAGGAUACACUCAGCCUGAAGGGGCACUGCAAACACCUUAAAGCUCUUCUUCAGACAUAACCCCCUUCAUACAUUCACAUACAUACAUCCACAUUCUACUACACCUUAAACUAUACCAUUCUGGCAUCAAUAUUAUGCAAUUUAAGGUGAGACAGACAAUUCAAACACGGAAAAGACAGUAAUUAAGAAAGUGAGAGAAAGAACAUAAAGACAGAGAGAGAGAGAGAGAGAGAGAGAGAGAGAGAG